Molecule: messenger RNA, 246 nt
Organism: Paraglomus brasilianum
Lineage: Eukaryota; Fungi; Glomeromycota; Glomeromycetes; Paraglomerales; Paraglomeraceae
Source: the annotation of a GenBank genome assembly
AUGACGUCUUUCUACGACGAAGUAGAAAUUGAGGACUUUGAGUUUGACGAAGAUAAUCAAACUUACCACUAUCCUUGUCCUUGUGGAGAUCGCUUUGAAAUCACUUUGGAUGAACUAGCAGAUGGAGAAGAUAUAGCUCGAUGUCCGAGUUGUUCUUUGAUGGUUCGCGUAAUUUAUGACCCGGAGGACUUCCAAGAAGGCGGCGGCUCAAGCAUUGAUCUACCCAUGCAGCCAAUUGCUGUAUAA